Messenger RNA from Cherax quadricarinatus, 10351 nucleotides. RefSeq names its product FA complementation group M (gene Fancm). NCBI's taxonomy places the organism in Eukaryota, Metazoa, Arthropoda, Malacostraca, Decapoda, Parastacidae. Gene Ontology annotation, molecular function: 3'-5' DNA helicase activity; four-way junction helicase activity; four-way junction DNA binding. Gene Ontology annotation, biological process: double-strand break repair via synthesis-dependent strand annealing; interstrand cross-link repair. The record is from RefSeq and is a predicted model, not a curated record.
CUGAAGCAGGAUCCAGUACGGCGGAAGGUGUGAUGUCCCUUAUAACCCACAACAUCAAUCAGGAUGUGUCAUGUGUGCUUCUUUGUGUUUUUAUUUCCCUUGCACGUUUCCUGAAGGAGAAUUGUGUUUUUAUAAGAUGUACAGGAAACCUCUAAACAAUCUGCAUCUAUCAUGGAGAUGAAUAAGGGAAAGGAAGCGCAGUUUUCACACUGAGGAGAGAAUUCAGACAUUGAAAUGGCAGAGAAAGAUAACACAGAGAUAGACAAUAAGAAUUGUAGUGUAAAUUUUGACUGUGAUAUCUUCGGUGAUGACGAUGAUGAUAUCAUUGCUCAAGCCUUCGAGGAUAGUUUAUUGGUAGAAAAUGUAGAUACCAAAAAGUCAGAAGUUUCAGUUUUGAAUCAUGGGUCAAAAGAUCCAAAAGAAGGAGGACAGUCACACUCCCAUCCAUCAGUACCAGAAUCCACACCUUUGGAAUCAUUACCUGGAUUUGAUGAGGAUGCUGGAAGAACAUGGAUCUACCCUAUUAAUUAUCCUAUUAGAGAUUACCAGUACUGUAUUGUUGAAAAAGCAUUAUAUAAAAAUACACUUGUGUCGCUACCAACAGGUUUAGGGAAAACAUUUAUAGCAGCAGUUGUGAUGUAUAAUUUUUAUCGAUGGUAUCCACAAAGUAAAAUAGUGUUUAUGGCACCAACUAAGCCUCUUGUGGCACAGCAAGUUGAGGCAUGCUUCAAUAUUAUGGGCAUCCCUCAGGAAGAUACCUCACAAAUGACAGGUACAAUGUCUCUGGAAAACAGGGCUAAAGCUUGGACACAGAAGCGAAUAUUCUUCCUCACACCACAGGUUUUGACAAAUGAUCUGACUCGAGGGGUUUGUCCAGGAACACUGAUUAAGUGUUUGGUACUGGACGAGGCUCACCGUGCUACUGGAAAUUAUUCAUAUUGUCAGGUGAUUCAUGUACUUCGACAACACCGUCAUGACUUUCGCAUUUUGGCCCUCUCAGCAACUCCAGGAACUGAUGUGAGGGCUGUUCAACAGGUGUUAACAAAUUUGAUGAUAUCACACAUAGAACUUCGAAGUGAGGAUAGUCCAGAUAUACAGGCAUAUGUCUUCCAUCGCAGUAUAGAAAAGAUUGUUGUACCUUUAGGAAAUGAGCUAAGCAUCCUCAAAAAGAGAUAUCUCAAUGUACUGAAAGUGUACAUUAGUAAACUACUGGAUAUGAAGGUGUUGUAUACAAAAGAUGAAACUACACUGUCAAAAUUUCAGAUUUUCCAGGCUCGAGAAGCGUUUCGUCAGAACCCCCCAGACAGCCUUCCACGAGAGAGAUAUGGUGUUGUUCAUGGGUUGUUUGCUCUUUGUAUAACACUCUACCAUUCGUAUGAGCUAAUGUUGAAACAUGGCACAAGGUCAUUUUAUACAUUUUUGAAAGGAACACUAGACAGUAAAAAUGGCAACAGUUUGGCACGAUUUGAACUUCUUCGCAAUCAGAACUUCAAGGAACUUAUGGAAGAACUAUCACAGAAGUUUGACAUAAAAUCAAAUUUGUCAGAGUCUUCAAAAGGAGAAUCAUCAGGGAUGUUUUCUAAGAUUGGAGGUCCACAGUCUUCAGAGGUAAAGUGUGAGCUGCCAUAUGUAAGUCACCCAAAACUGACUAAAUUACUAACCAUUGUUGUUGACCAUCACAAGAAGUUUGCUGCUGAAGGAAAGUCAACAAAAAUCAUGAUAUUUUCUCAGUACAGAGACAGUGUUCAGGAAAUCACAGAAAUGCUACAACUUCAACAUCCACUUGUAAAGGCAAUGUGUUUUAUGGGUCAGUCUACUGGAGUUCGAGGAGACCGGGGGUUUUCCCAGAAGGAACAACUAAAGGUGGUGAAAGAGUUCAGAGAGGGAGGUUUCAACACGCUGAUUUCCACUUGUGUCGGAGAAGAAGGUUUGGACAUUGGCGAUGUAGAUUUGAUAGUAUGCUUUGAUUCACCAAAAUCUCCUAUACGUUUGGUGCAGAGAAUGGGUCGUACUGGACGGAAGCGUGAGGGACGCAUUGUGGUGCUGGUCACAGAGGGCAAAGAAGCUCAGGCAUAUGAUCAGAGUCAAUAUCAAAAAAGAAGUGUUAAUGCUGCCCUUGCUGACAUGAAUAGGUUAAAUCGGUUCCUCAGUCAACAUAGCUCUCGCAUGGUGCCUAGAGGUAUAACACCAGUCUGCUUGAAGCUGCACAUGAAAGUAGGAACUUGGAAGGCACAGAAAGGUCGAGGUAGUAAGUCAUCAGCAGGCUCCACCGCCUCUGUAUCUUCCAUGUUCAAUAACUCUGGCAAAUCCCUCAUAAAUAAGAAAAAGGCUUGUAAAAAUGAUGGUUGGCUAUCAAAGGAAGAAUUGGCUUGGUGGCGGGACAACCUUCAAGUUCCACUGGAUGAAGUUAAAUCCUUGCCAAGACCAUCAUUAUUCUGUCUUGGGAAACAAGAAAUGGAAGAGGACUUCAAUAGUGAAGGCUAUAUAAACUUAGGGAAAUAUCAGUCAUGGCAGACUAUAGCACAGGGUACACACGUUAUUGGCCACUCAUCCCGUUCAUUCAAUUUGGUUCAAUUAACCGAGUUUAUUGGCCUCCAGCAACAUUUUGAUGCAGACGAAGAUCCUUAUGGUUUGGAAAUGGCAUCCUUCUUAGACAAGGCUUAUAUUGAAGGUAACACUGCACACAGAUCAUCCUUAUUCUCUUCAAUAAAAAGUGAUGCAUCUAGAGAUAAUCAACAUACAGUGAUUUUACAAGGUAAUUGUGAAAUUAAAAAGGGAAAAGGAAGUAAGAAAAGUGUACCAAAAGGAAAGAAAGCCAAGAAAACUACUCAGAGCUCUCUCAUCACCACCAUGUUUACUCAGAGACCUCGAGCUCAUGUAGAGGAGCAAACACAGAACUUCCAAGAUUUAGAUGAUUUUCAAAAUAAGGAAACAAAUAAUGAGAAAUUUAAAGUAAUAAAGGAAGUCGAAGAGAUUGAGAAGAAAGAUCCAGUACUAGACGUAAAUCCAAGUACAAGUACUUCGAAGGAAAAUACGGAUGUUUGUGAGCGUGUUCUGGAUUUCCUAACGUUACUUCCACCGAGGCAACAGUCUCCUCUCCACAUAGCUCUGCCACCAAGUGAGAGUGACUUUUCUAGUGAUAAUCAAGAAAUAGAACUUCCCAGUCCAACAGAUAUCAUAACAGUUUGCAAUGAAUGGAUAGAAAAAAAAAGGGAUACUAUGAAGAAUCUUUAUCAGUUUGAAAAAAUUGUCUUAAGUGCUUCAGAUAUUCGAAAAUCAAAGCCACUGGCUUUGACUGAUGCCGAUGAUUCUUUAGAAGACCUGCCUGAUCUUAUAGGAGAUCAAGAGAAUACUGACAAAAUGCCUUCUGUAACAGAGGUUUCAUUACAGGCUAUAUCCCCAGUUUUAAGAAGUAAAAGAACUCCAACAGCUUGUCAAACUGGGAUAAAUCAAUUUUCUACUGAAAAAAUUGAGAAAGAACCUGUAACCUCUCCAAACAUUUUUGAUGAUACUACAACACCAUCAGAUAAAAAUGUUUCACCAGUACUGAGUUCGACUUAUAAAAAGCCAGUUAGAACAAAUUUGACUCUGUGGUCCUCAACUCCAAAAGUCACUGCUAAGCGUCUUUUCAAAUUAGCAACUCCUGACUUGACCGUUAUUGAAUCACAUUCUCCAGUUUAUAAAAACAUUGAAAAAUCUUGUACUCCUGUAAAAUCUGUUGUUGCUGCUGAUAUAAGAAGAGAAAAAUUAACCCAAGGAAAUCUUAAAAAUAAUGAACCUGAAGCAAGUGGUUCACAUUCCAUGAUUGAUUAUAGAAGCAAAAUACACACAAAAUUAAGCAGAUUUGCUCUACCUGAAAGCUUGAAAUCAAAGAAUAAUAUUGAAAUUUUAGUUCAAGAUUGUAGUCUCUCAUCAGAAAUUAAUAAAGCUGAUGCAAUAAAUAAUAGCAUAGAGAUAAAUAAAGCUGAUGCAGUAAAUAAUAGCACAGAGAUAAGUAAAGCUGAUGCAGUAAAUAAUAGCAUAGAGAAUAGUGUUAAUUUUAAUCUGAGCCUGGAUGAUCUUUUUGCUGAUAGAGAAGAGGACCAACUUGGUAAAAUAGAAAGUGUUACUCCAAAUAAACCAUCAGCAACAGAGAGCAGUAAAAAUUUAACUAGAAGAGAUAUAAAGCCAUGUGAAAGGAUGACCUCCACCCUUCUAAGUGUCACAGAGAUCCUUGAUCUGGUGAAUGAGUCAGAUGGUAAAACUGUUGACGAUACAGGAGUCAUGUCAUCACACCAUUCUCUGGAAAAUACUAAUGAGUUGAUGGGAAAUACAUCUAAAUCAUUGUUUUCAAAAGCUGAUAACUGUAAACAAAGUGACAACAAGACAAUGUUCUCAAAAACAGCAAAGCAAAUGAAUUGCCUAGUAGGUCCAAACUUCUCUUUACUUGAUGACUUGGUUUCUGAUAUAGAAGAUGGGGCUGAGGUAGUCAAGACGAAUGAAUCCAUAAGUGAACAGAGUGUUCAAUUUCAUUUACUUGGUACUGAGGAAUUUGAUUUAAUGACAACAUCAGUCCUUUCGGAUGAAGGAAACAAAGCACCUAGGAAAGAAUGUACGAUCAUUGAUGGCCUAAGUUGGGUAAAUACUGAUAAGCAAAAUCUAGAUAAAAUGUUAAAUGACAAAAAGAACCCCAACAUAGAAAUUCAAGCAGAUUAUGAAACAAAAUUCAAUGUACCACAUAACAAGUCCCCUGUGAGAUUAAGUGUUACUGAUACUGUUUUCUCACCUUCACAAGAGUCCCCACAAAAUUGGCAGAGAAAAAGAAAGCGGCUCGAUGUAAUAGAAUCUGACAGCGAAGAUCAAGUCGCAGGUAGUAGCAGCUCUAGCAGUAAUAUACAGAUGCUCACCAAGUCUACCACCUCCUCUAGUGAUAGGAGUAGCACCUUUGGGGAUACUGGCUGGAUCAGCAGAAAUAAGAAAAGGAGAUUAGGGAUAGCAGUCAAUUUGGAAGAUGACAGCGAUUUUAAAGAAGCUUCAACAGCAGCUUAUGAACAGACAAAACAGAAAUUAGAGAAUGUUAAUAAGGAGCAACAUAAAAACAUGAAGAAAAUUAAUGUGUUCAUUGAAGAUGAAGCUCAGCUUUCAGCAGAUGGUUAUGAUGUCUCUAGUGAUGAGAGGGAAGACGACGAAGAUGAUUACGACAAGAGUUUUGUAGAUGAUUGUAUACAACAAUCACAAGAUGCUGCAGUAGAUAUGAAAGCAGUUUAUUUGCAGUCUGUUGUAAGCCCAGUCAUGGUGGCCCACCAGAAUCGUCACUACCUCCGACCACCACCACAGCAUCUAUCUGAUACUGAUGAAAGCAUUCAUGAAAUUGAUGGUGAUGAAGACAGCUUUGUUGUAGAUAACAAUUUUGUGGAGUAUGACACAGAAUACCUUGGAGACACUAUGCUUGCUGAAGAUCCUAUUAUGGCCCAGGCUCUUCAUGAUGAAAUGAUUGCCAAGAAAAUAAAGAAUGAUAAAAAUGGAAACAAGAGAAAGAGAAUAAUUGUGCAGGAGUCUUCAAGUGAUGAAGACAGUGUUAUAGAUGACAAGAAAACUAAAAGAGGAACCACUUCUCUCAAACAAAACUACAAGGAUUGCAGCAUUUCCUUACCGAAACCAUUUGGCAUCAUUCAAGGUCAAGAUUUUAUCUUGGAGAGUAAUACUGCACAAAUGAAAUCUGCCAGCAACAACUUAUCAGAUGUUGAAAAUCCUUUAGAUGUAUCCCCAAGUUCAAAAAACAGUGACCAUGCACAGACAACAAUGACUAAAAAGAUAAUAUUGCCCACAGCUUCUGAUCAGUCAAUAUUAUCAAAAUCUUCACAGUUUUCAGUAAGUAGGAAAUUAUUUAGUGAUGACAGCUGUUUUCAAAGUUCAUCUUUUCACAAGCGUGCUGAUAAUCAGUUCAAGACAGUACCUCAUGCUACAACACCUGCAGUGGCCAGAAUUAUGCCUGUGCAGAAGCCAUUAGGUAUUAAUGCUUCAGAAGGUUUUUCUGUUUCAUCAGAAGAGCUAAGAAACUCUGAUCGAGAAACUCACCAAGCUCAAAUAUCAUCAAAAUUAAACAGCUCAGUAGCAUUAAGUUUGAAAACUGAAUUGGCCGCUUCCAUCCUUGAGUCAGGGGCUGAUGAGAGGGUGUCUGUUGAUCAUGCUAUUAUGCCAUUUCAUAACAAACACAGGGAAAGUCAGAGUGGAGGACACCUGACACACAGUAAACCAAGUACAUCAUCUCUGAACUCUGAGAAGGUAGCAGUAAUAGUUUUAGUUAACUCAUGUGAGAUAAGCAAUGCCAGCAGAAUUGUGUCCAAACUGAAACAUGAGUAUGGAGCCAGCACUGCAGUUGUCCAGCUAGCAAAUGCACAUUAUAUGGUGUCAACAAGAAUGGCUGUGACUCGUUUGCUACACUCAGUAUUCAGUAACUGUCAACAGAGAGCAAAGUUGGUGCAGAGAGUACAAGGAAUGUUGGAUUUGUAUGAUAGACCUGUUAUUAUUGUAGAGAUGGAUCGUUUGAAGCCCGGAGAAUCAUCCCACCGUGGAAAAAUUCGUUCAAAAUAUCUGGAUACAAUUGCAUGUGCUUGUACACAGGUCACACAGCUCAAGGUCCUCUAUUCAAGUGGCCAAGAGGAGACAGCCUCAGUGUUGUUGAAGUUGGCACAGCAAGAAAGUUCCAAAGGAUACAGCAUUCCUGUUAAUCCAGAGCAUGUAACCAAAGCCAAACAGGUAGUGAAUUUCUACCUCACAUUACCUCACAUCAGUUAUGUUACUGCUUUGUGUUUGGCAGUGAAUUUUAGAAAUGUUGCAGACUUCAUAAACAGUUCUGCAGAGACUGUACGAGACAAGGGUCGAAUUUCACUGCAGAAAGCAACAGCCAUCAAGCAGUACCUAUGCAGAGGUUUUAGACCAGAUAUGCUGCCUCCUCAGUAACUUUAGGUCUUUUCUUGACUACCUUGUAAAUUUGGCUGGCUGCUAAAAAAAAAAAUCACAAUACCACGGCUGGAACGAAUCCAUUGUUCCUCUUUGCCCUGGAUCAUUUUCAGGUCACAUUGGUUGUGCUGUGAUCAUGGUAAAGGAUGACCAUGAUCACUUUACCUUUCUAGACACUAAGCUUUUCAUAUAUCAGUAGUAUAUUAUUUAAAAAAUGCUGAUAAUUCUUGUUAUACAAUUAAUUUUUUUUAAUAAUAAUAGUAUACGUAUAAUACUUUGGUAAAUGUUAAUAAGCACGCACUUGUACAUAAGCUUAAAUAUUUAUUGUGUUUGAUUCCUGCUGUGCAAUAUUCCAGGGAUUCCUCAUUUUUAACCAAAAUUUUAAUUCCUCUACCUCUAAGACACUUACCUGAAAGCCAACUUUCAAAUAUUCUUAUUAUUAUAUACUAAAACAUUUGUUUUUUUUACCGUAUGGCAGUCUCCCACUGACACCUUGGAGAUGUCCUGUCUAAGGGCAAUGUGUGGUGUAAAUAUUAUGCAGAAAAUUUGGAGUGUGGAAAUUAGGAGAAGGUGUGGAGUUAAUAAAAGUAUUAGUCAGAGGGCUGAGGAGGGGUUGUUGAGGUGGUUUGGUCAUUUAGAGAGAAUGGAUCAAAGUAGAAUGACAUGGAGAGUGUAUAAAUCUGUAGGGGAAGGAAGGCGGGGUAGGGAUCGUCCUCGAAAAGGUUGGAAGGAAGGGUAAGGGAGGUUUUGUGGAGGAGGGGCUUGGACGUCCAGCAGGCGUGCAUGAGCGUGUUCUAUAGGAGUGAAUGGAGACGAAUGGUAUUUGGGACCUGACUUAUCUGUUGAAGUGUGAGCAGGGUAAUAUUUAGUGAAGGGAUUCAGGGAAACCAGUUAUUUUUAUCUAGCUGGACUUGAGUCCUGGAAAUGGGAAGUACAAUGCCUGCGCUUUAAAGGAGGGGUUCGGGAUAUUAGCAGUUUGGAGGGAUACGCUGUGUAUCUUUUAACGUAUAUGCUUCUAAACUGUUGUGUUUGAGCACCUCUGCAAAAACAGUGAUCAUGUGUGUGAGGUGAAAGCGUUGAAUGAUGAUGAAAGUAUUUUCUUUUUAGGGAUUUUCUUUCUUUUUGGGUCACCCUGCCUCGGUGGGAGAUGGCCGACUUGUUAAAAAAAAAAAAAAGUAUUUGCUGCUCUUCAGUAGUGGCAUAUUUAUUUUUUUUGAACUGGAUAUUGAUAGAGCUCAGUGAGUGAUAUAAAUGGUGAGGAAUAUAUAAAUUAUGGGUAACAUGAGAAAACCUGGGAAGUUAAGGAAUUUGGCAGCUAAAAGUCAAAGCAGAGAGAUGUACAAUGGGAAGGUGAAGGUCCUGAAAAGAUGGAGAGACUAUUUUAAGGUGUUCUUAAAUUAGGAUGAUGACAAUGAUUUGGCAAUUUGGUGCAUGAGCAUUUGGAUCUGGUAGGAGAAGGAAAUUCUAAGACAUUUUAACCCUUUGGGGGUUUCGGACGUACUAGUACGUCUUACGACCCAGGGUUUUUGACGUACUUGUACGCCUAAAUUCUAGCACCUUCAAAUCUAGUGAGAGAAAGCUGGUAGGCCUACAUAUAAAAGAAUGGGUCUAUGUGGUCAGUGUGCGCAGUAUAAAAAAAAUCCUGCAGCACACAGUUCGUAAUGAGAAAAAAAAACUUGGACCGUGUUUUUGGAUUAAAACAGCGACUUUGCACUGUAUUUUCGUAUGGUUUUAUUGUUGUAUUCUAGUUUUCUUGGUCUCAUUUUAUAGAAUGGAAGACAUAUUACAGAAAUUGAGAUGAUUUUGACUGGUUUUACAAUGAAAAGUACCUUGAAAUUGAGCUCAAAGAAGCAGAAAUGUUCGAUUUUUACCCAAGUUCAAAAGUAAACAAAUCAUGCUAAGCGUGCAAUACACAUCAACUGGUGAGUCUAAUAUUCUUUCACAAGUGCGCUGAUAUUAUUUAUACCAUUUCUACACUAAUGCAGUAGUCUGCAUAACAGUAAAUCUUAUUUUUUUUUUAAGAAUAAAAAUUCAAAGUGGAAAGCCAAAGAAAUAUAAGAGGGGCCUGGGGAUGUGACUAACGAACAGAGAACUUGUUAUUUUAGUGCCAGGAAUGUCUUUCUUGUUUAUUCUGGACCCUAUUCAGAAAUUGGCAUCUUUCGAAAUUUGUGUGAAAUUGGCAAAACUGCUAAAUUCUGACCACUUUAUUGGAUAGUUGAAAUCGGUAAAUGGGUGGUUUCUUGUACUCAUUCGAUAGAAAAAAAUGGAGUUCUAGCGAAAUAGUUAUGAUUUUUGUCGACUAGUACACUGGAAUUGGCCGAAAAUAGGGCUCAAAUUUGGCAAAAUCGCCGAUGCGUAAACAUCGUUGAGACCGCUAACUUCGCGAGAGCAUAAUUCCGUAAGUUUUCCAUCAAAUUUCAUACUUUUGGUGUCAUUAUGAUCGGGAAAAGAUUCUCUAUCUUUUCAUAAGAAAAAUUUUUUUUUUUUUAAUUUGGCUGACCCUGAGAACACGUCUCUGAGAGGACCUGUCGACCCCCAAAGGAUUAAGCAGACUAACCUUUGUUUUAUGACAUUUCACCCACAGUGGAGUGAUAUCAAAUCCCCACUUUGGGCGAGAUGUAAAAUAAAGGUUAUUGCUUCUUAGCGUCUUUUAAUUACCACUUGUUAAUUUAUGCCAUUAUUUACCUGGGAGAAGAGGAGCCAGAGGUGAGUGUGGAGGAAAUGGGUGUGGAGGAAAUGGUAUAGAUGUGAUUAGGGCAGAGAUAUAGUUUAAAAUAAUUGGUGAAUUUGUUUAAUUUGUGUGUAAAAGAAGAGAAGAUACCUAAGGAUUUGUAGAAAGCAUAAGAUGAAAGAAAAAAAUAGAGAGUGUAAGAAUAAUAAGGUAUAUGUCUGUUGAGUUCUCCAUGGGAAAGUGAAGAAGAAUUCUUCCUCUGUAAGUCAUGCUUGUCAUAAGAAGUGACUAAAAUGCCAGGAGCACGAGACUAGUAACCCCUUCUCCUGUAUAAAUUACUAAAUGUAAAAAAAAAGAAAAGCUUUCGUUUCUUUUUUUUUGGUCAUCCUGCAUCGGUGGGAAACAGCCAGUGUGUUAAAAAAAAGUCUGUUGAGUAUACCAGGUAAAAUGCAGAGCAUAAUUAUUAUCAAAAAAUUUAAGGAAAGAGAGAAAGUAGGAUUACAGGAAAAAAAACACGAGUGGCUUUAGAAAGUGAAAAUGUGUGGAUCAGGCAUGUGUGGAUUAAAGCAUGUAAAUAAAUUAGAGAAUAGUUGAGGCAAACAAGAUAGCUUUGACAUUGAAAAGUCUUUGGAAAGAAAGUGGUCAUGAAUGGAUGCAAGAAAUGUGGAUGUAUCAGCAUAUAUGGGUGAACCAUACCCCCGGCCAGGAUUGAACCCGCGGUCAUAGAGUCUCAAAACU